AUGGGUUUGUUGAAGAAAUUGAGAAAUUCACGUGAGUCAUCAUUGUUCAAACAAAUCGUCAUUUAUUGAAAAAAACAAUUUAUUUAGAGAAUUCUCUCAACUUGUCCUGUCAUACUCAUCAAUUUUUAUUCUGUAAAUGUAUUUUUCAAUUUUUUCCCGAAGAUAUAAUUGAGCUUAUUUUUCUGUUAAAUAUCACAUCUUUUCUUUCUGUUUCCCCCUCACGAAUUAUUCAAAAAAAAACCUUGAGAGAAGUGCAAAGGCAAAUAAAAGAGGAAUUAGAGAAGCAGAGAGAUGUUUUUUCUAGCUAGGCCAUUGCGAAACAAUUUUAUUUUUUCCAAUAUUUCCUUCAUUUUCUAGAAAAUUCUCAACGUAGAAUAUUUUCAGCCGGAAUGUCGAAAGCAACUUCGCCAGUUAGUGAAAAAGAAAAACAAGAGGAAGAUUUCUACGAGUUGUUAGGUGUUGAGAAAUUGGCUUCCGAAGCUGAAAUCAAAAGUGCAUAUAGAAAAUUGGCUCUAAAAUAUCAUCCAGAUAGAAAUCCAGGAGAUGUUCAUGGUGAGUUAUUUUUUAUUUGUUAAUCAAUAUUUUUUCCAAAGUUUGUAUUAAUUGAAAAAUACUUGUUUUUAGCUCAAGAACAAUUCAAAAAAGUAUCGAUUGCUUAUUCUGUUCUCUCUGAUCCAAACAAACGUCGUCAAUAUGAUGUAAGCGGACCAUCAGAAAAUCAAUUAGAUUUCGAAGGAUUCGAUGUUUCUGAAAUGGGUGGAGUUGGCCGAGUUUUCGGUGCUCUUUUCACCAAACUCGGUGUUCCAAUUCCAACUCAAAUUGUACCAAAAGUAUUAGCACAAGCAAGACAUAUUUGUAUGGGAGAAGAAUGUGAAGUUAGUGCAAAACCAUUGCAACCAGGAGAAGUUAUUGGAGCAAGUGUCGGAAAACAACACGCACAUUUCUACGAAAUUGAUGUCUUGGAUUCUUAUCGAGAAAAUGGUGUAACUAUUGUUUGUAACAGUGCGUCAUCAAGCAAAUUCAAAUUGGUACUUUUUGAUAGAGAAGGAGGUGUAAGACUUAUUCAAGAAAGUCAAAAACGCGGAAAAUCCGGAACUCAAGCUGAUAUGUUUUUUGUUCCUUAUACAAUUGCUAAUAUUGGUGAAUUCAAUGCAAUGAAAUAUCAUUUAGAAGACAAGUUAGUUUCAGAGAAGAAAGAAAGUAUGAAAAUCAAUAAUUUUUGCAGAGAAACUCCACUUCCAUUUCAUUAUUUGGACACUUUUGAAACUCAAACUGCUCAACUUUUGGAUUCUAGAAAACAUUAUUUCGCUGUUUAUGGAGACAAUUGGAUCAAUGAUGUCAAGUUAGUUCUUUUUCUAAAGUUGUUUUCACAAUUUUAGUUUCCUAAUUUCAGAUAUAAUGUUUCAUUCACACCAGUUUCAAAAGAUUCGAAGGAAAAAUUGAUGGAAAUUACUGAAUUGGAAAAAGUUCUCGGGGAUAAGAAAACUGAUAUGUUGAAGUUUCAAAGAGAAUUUGCAGAGGCAAAGAGAGUGUGAGUUUGAAAUGGGAACAGUUUGAGUUUAAGGAGAUUUGGCUGGGCUAAAGCCAUAAUAAAAAGUCUCGAAAUAAAUCUGAACCUUUUCCCUUUUAGACAUGUUUCAUUCCAGAUUCGAAGCUGCUUGUGAACGAAUAAAACUUGAAGAUAAAUUCAUAACUGAAUCGCUCAAAAAACGCGAAGAAUUAUACGACGAUGUCAUUUCGAAAAGCCGAGCUCCGUUCCAAAAUCAAAUUUCGCCAUCGAAAUCUUCGAAAGGAUUUCUUGGUGGAUGGUUCAAAUAA
Molecule: messenger RNA, 1818 nt
Organism: Caenorhabditis angaria
Lineage: Eukaryota; Metazoa; Nematoda; Chromadorea; Rhabditida; Rhabditidae
Source: the annotation of a GenBank genome assembly